Molecule: messenger RNA, 360 nt
Organism: Mesorhabditis spiculigera
Lineage: Eukaryota; Metazoa; Nematoda; Chromadorea; Rhabditida; Rhabditidae
Source: the annotation of a GenBank genome assembly
AUGAUGAAACAGAUGACCUUUGCCGACGCCGAGUACGCAGGCAAACGCAAGCGAACCCGCGAGGAAUUGUUCCUGAUCGAGAUGGAUGGUGGUGCCCUGGAAGGCAUUUGCGCGAUACCUGAUGCAAGAACUGGUUCGGCUACAGCGAUCCUACGAUGGAAGAAGCACUGUGGCAAAAACGACAAUCUGCGCCAGUUCUCGGGACUGAGCCUUGAGCAGAUCCGGAUGGCUCCAUCCUCUAACUUCCGUCGCCUGCUGGAAAAACACGAACUGGCCACUGGAAUUCUCGCUGUGAUCAAUGGUUAUUUGGGCGACCGCGGUCUGUCGUUGCGCCAAGGCACCAUUGUGGAUGCCGCUUUC